This is a messenger RNA of Cooperia oncophora, 408 nucleotides long. The record is from the annotation of a GenBank genome assembly. NCBI's taxonomy places the organism in Eukaryota, Metazoa, Nematoda, Chromadorea, Rhabditida, Trichostrongylidae.
AUGCUGAAGAAGCGUGGCGAUGCUCAAGUGAAGCUGAUUGACUUCGGUCUUCUCGCGCCUUAUACCACCCGGUCAUACCAUCAAGGAUAUGCGCCCGAAGUGGUCAACUACGAACCUCUGAGUCCGGCUACAGACAUGUGGGCGCUAGGGGUUGUUACCUACAUCCUGCUGUCUGGUGGAAGUCCGUUUCUGGGCGAUACGCGAGACGAGACCUUCUGCAACAUUACUGGCGUGAACUACCACUUUACUGACAGGUAUUUCAAGAACACCUCCACCUACGCGAAGGAUUUCAUCUCACGUCUCUUUGUCCGGGACACUCAUCUAAGGGCCAAUGUUGACGAAUGCCUACGACAUCCAUGGAUUCGAGGGGUGAAUUCAUUUAUUCUGGUUCACAAUGGGAACAGCUAA